AGGCGUCACUCCGCUUCCUCUGGCGCUCUCGACUUUGACUACGAAUGUUCCCAUUUCUCAGCGAGAGAGAGAGAGAGAGAGAGAGAGAGAGAGAGAGUGAGUGAGACGAGAUUGCGGAGUACUUGGAGAUGGAGAGCACGCAGUGGCGGAAGGGGCAGUCUCCAGGGAGUGCGAACCGUGGAGGCGGCAAGAUUUGUCGCCGUUGCGGGUGGGUGUACCCGAACGCGCACCCUGGCAAGAAGCACCGGCAGGCUCACCAGAAGCGAUGCCGCGCCACAGCUUCCAUGCCGGCGGAUGACGCCGGUAAUGUCGCUGCUGGAGUGGUGGAUGUGAGCGUGGGGCCUUGUGAGCUGCUUACGGAGGAGAAUCAUGGUGGAAAAUGUGGAGAGGAGGUGAUGGGGGUAUCAGUGCCCGAGGGGGAAGAAGGAGAAGAUGUGAGAGACAUGAGUCCAUCCGGUGGAGACGAUGAAGAAAUGGUCAAAAAUACGAUUUUGGAGAUUGCAUUUGUGGAAAAUUCUCAUAAGUAUGCUCUAGAUCAUGGCGAUAUGGUUCAGAGUCCUAAUGAGGAACCAAUUGAAACUCAAGCUGAGAGUUCAAUAUGCUUACAAAGUCAUUCAGUGCCAUCUGGGGCUCAUGUGGUUUAUGCUUCUGAAGAUUCAAACUUUGUUUUUUAUUCCACUUCAACUGAUGGAUCUUUACUGGCAGCUCCAGAGGAAAUGGAUUGUGCUACAGCUCAAAGCAUACUGGAUACUCCAAUUAGAGUAACACCUUAUGAUUUCAGUUUGACUGUAGAUCGUGCUAGUCCAGUGAAUGUGCAGGUAGCCAAUUUGGUUCAUGAAGUGACUGCAAAUGCAGUAGAAUCUAAGUUAUACAAUUAUCAAGAUAUGAAAAGUGAUGUUGCUAAAGAAGUGUCUGAAGCUCAACCAUCUUGCAAGGAUGGAGCAUUCACUUCAGAAACUAAUACCAAUGGGCUUUUUGAUGUUUCUGUUCAUUCCUCUGGAGAUAUUCAUCAAGCUGAGAAGCCUGUUAAUUCUCUUCUAAUUAUGAAUAAGUUUGAGGACUCGCAUACUUUACCAUUGGCAUCAACCUCAUGUUUGGUGGAAGCGUCUGAUGUCAAUCCUGAUUCUCUUGAAGACCAUGGGUCUUCUUGCAGUGAUGGAUUGUGCUCGUUGGAAAAUAAUGCUUGUGAAUCUUUUAAUAUUUCGGCUCAUUUCUCUGGUUGUGACAACCAAAACAGCAAUGCUUCACUAGAUGGAAGUGAGCCUGAAGAUUGUCAUUCAUCAGCAGCGGUGUCAAAGGCAGUUUUGGUGGUAUUGGAGCCUGGGUAUCUUGAAGCCUUUGCAGAAGAGCCUGAUCUUACUAAACCUUGUGGCAAUGCUGAAGUAGGGAAAAACAUUGAUAAAAAUGUGAAUGACAGUCCAUCAUUCAUUUCAGCAGAUGAAGAAUUUUCCUUUCACAGAGAAACAUUUGAUGGAAAUAAAACCAAUGAGAUAAAUAACGAUCAUAACUAUAAGAAUGUGAACAGUAGAAUCCAGUUGACCAAUGAACUUGAGCAUGAGGUGGCUGUGGCAAUAGUAAAUUUUCAAGGUCCCAAAGAAGAAAUGGAUCAACUUCAGAGAGAUAACCGAGUCACAAGUGUAGAGCUAUCAGUAGAUCAAGCAAGGGAUAUAAAUCGAACUUCUGAUUCAUGUGAAACUGAUUGCUCAGCAAUUGAGAAAGAAGCAGAUAAACUAGAAUCACUUUCCAAAGGCCUGGAUGCUUAUGAAUAUAGUGAAGCUAAUUUAACAAAUGCAGAUUCAGGCAUGCGUCGAUUUAAUGUGAGUUCUGUAAUAAAUAUUGAAAGUCAAAUUGAUAGACAAGCCAAAACACCAAUCGACCACAAUUUUAUGAACAAGGAGAAGAUGCAUGAAAUGGGACAAGAAGGAAGUUAUUCUAUGGACCCAAGAUCUUGUUCUCAGUCUCUUUCUUAUCCCUUUAUACCGAUGCCUCCACAUGGAGAUGAAUCUGAGAAGACAGAUCUUCUAAACAGAAAUGGUGCCAUAAGUUUAAAACAACAUUAUAUUAGUUCCAGUGAAAUAUUUGAACAAUCUGGGGCAGGCAAUCAAACAAUUGAUCAUUCUGAUAGAAAGGCAGAAACUUUUGUUCUUCAAGCUAUUGCAGAACGUAGUGUUGGUGGUGAUGGUAUCAGUUCCAGUUACUCGCACAGUGUUUCUGAUUGCAACUCAGAUCAACAACGUACACAAGAAAUUCUUGAGGAAAGAUUCGAACAACCAUCUUCUUGUGACAAAACCAUUGAUCAUCCUGAUGGAAAGGCAUUAAUUACUGUCUUUGAAGCUACAUCAGAGAGUGCUAUUCAUGAUCAACAUUCUUAUGGAUUGGAUGUCCAUACAGGCGGGACAAACAAUGUGGAGACCAUCCUUUUAUCUCAGCUGAAGCAGGAUGUUCAUGAUAUUGCAAAAAUUGAACUUUUGAACAGUGACAAAAACAAUCCGGAUAGUCUAUUUGUUGCAAAUACAGAUGUUCAUAUUGCUUCUGGUGGAAAAGAAAAUACUUGCUGCAGUAUGUAUAAGGAAGAAUCAAAUGCCAGACAGUGCAGUGAAGUAUGUUUGUUCCCUGAAGGUGGAGAAAGCAUUACAACUGAACCUGAGAAAAUGUCUACUAUCGUUCAUUCUUUGGCUGGGAAGCCUUCCUUGGAUCCCCACGCAAAAAUUAAUCAUCAUAUUGAAGUUACUUCCAACAACUUCGAUCAGCCUUCAAAGGAGGAAAACGUUCAUAUUGAAUGUAUGGAACAAACUCAGUCAUCUGGUGGAAAAUUGGAUGACACGGUGGAACCUAUGGAAGAGGCUGACUCAUCUAACAAGAAAACACUUGAUUCGGUCAAGGAGAACAUUGAAACAUGCAGCAUUCGUGCGUUAAGGAGCUUGAUGCCAGAGGGAGCAAUUCCAUCCAUGGGGUAUGUAAUCGAAGCAGAAUCCAAUCUUGAUGUGGCAGCUUCACCACCUACCAAUUCCCUGACAGCGAAGGAGCUACUAUCUGAUUUAACAGCGGCCGAUGCUUUUCAAGGCAAUGUUGAUAUCUUUGACAUGUUGGAGAUAUCUUUGACUACACUGGUUGAAUCUGGCCGACGAUCAGUUACUAUGGAGAAUGCAACAGUUGAAAUCCUCAAACAAGAAUUUGCAAAAAGAAACAGUAUCGACGAAAACACUGACAAUUUGCUAGACCUGAACUUCGGGCAACCACAAGCUAUAUUGAAGAAUCUCCUAGCCGAAGCACACGUCGAAAGAAAACAGAAAUUUGCCAGCGGCCGAGACGACACUGCAGUUUUGAGCUCCAAAAGAAUAAGUUGGCAUACCGAGAAUGAUGAGCAUGCUCUAGAACCUGCAACACUCAAAACAGUUUCUGAAAGAUCGAAUGAGUUCUUGGGCAAUCGAGCAUAUCACAAGGAAUGGAACUCACCUGCGAGAUUACCCGUCACCAAACACAACAAGAAGAAAGUAAAGCGGAGGCAAACCUGGAUACCAUUCAUUUGUUGUUCAUCCAUCCACUGAAGUCUAUCGCAAAGGGUCUCAUUUGUUUGGGUCAUGGUCUGUCAUGCAAUUCUUGUUUCUCCAUGUUCCUUCCUAGAGCAAUAAACCAUGUAAUAUGCAGAGAUAUGUCGCAAGUCAAGCUUUAUUGUUUAAUUUAGAUAAUGUGACUAUGUUGUUUGUUC
Zingiber officinale is the source of this 3709-nucleotide messenger RNA. RefSeq lists its product as uncharacterized. The record is from RefSeq and is a predicted model, not a curated record. NCBI's taxonomy places the organism in Eukaryota, Viridiplantae, Streptophyta, Magnoliopsida, Zingiberales, Zingiberaceae. The transcript has 5 exons. The coding region runs from base 129 to 3548 and encodes 1139 amino acids.